UUUGUUUCCCAUACUUAUCAAAUAAUAUGGAAGAUCCCAAUGCUAAUCCUGCCUCGGAUGCUCCUCGAUUGACUGUCGAUACCAGUGUCGCUCAGCGGCAACCUUCCGAAGAGGAGCUUACCUCGCCUAACUUUACAACAUCGCCAACAUCUGCUGCAUUGGAACCUUAUCCACCUCCACAACAAAUGCAACAAGUGUUGGACAACGAAAAAAUUCAAGUAGAUGACGAGGCUAAGCCAGCACCAGUUUUUAGUGCUAUAGCACCCAAGUUAUCUAUCGUUCGCAGAAACACCACUUCUUAUCAGAAGCAAACCUUUCGUAUGGAAGCCGGUAUCAACCCCGCCGCUACCAUCGCUGAAAGACUUCAGGCAUGGAGAGGUAUUCUCAAGAAUUUGGCCAUUUUUUGGAAGGAAAUUAGCGCUGCUCAUAGCCAAACUGCAAAGGGAUAUACCAAGGGAGCUAGUGUCAUCGAAAUUCCAUUUCAAAGCUCAGGUUUACAUUUUCGUGAAGAUGGUGGAGUUCAGACUGUCUGGGCUGCAACUCGCGAGUAUGCGGUACAUCAAGCGAAACACCAUAACGACUACAGCUUAUUUUUGGACAGAGCCAUCAUACAAGGGUUACGCGCAGUGAAAAAAGAAGUAAAGGUUAUGAUACAUUCUAUCAACAGCGAUGACCGAUUAAAGACAGAGAGGCUUUAUCGCUAUCGAGAGCAAGCCGAUAUUUUACAAACACGACUCAACAAGUAUAUUCAAUUAGUACAUCAAAGCCCAGAACAUGCCAUGGAUAAGACUGAUCCUUAUAUUGUCAAUUCAUGCCUUCUAGAACAAAUGAUCAAAUUAUACAAGGAAGAAAACAGAUUGCAUGCCAGCAUGAUCAAUCUGCAAGGUGAAUACGCCAUCUUUGAGCGAAAGAUUAUCGAGAAUGCCCGUAGCGUUAUGCUUUCUCUACAAGAAUACAAGACGCAAGACAAGUAUUUGACUGAUCAGACUGUGAAAUCCAUUAUGGACACCUUCAACAAUUUGGACGCUGACUGUGAAUACAAAGUAUUUUUCGAACGUCGUCAAGGCGAAUUGGUGCCCGAUAACGCAGCUUACAGAAAUCUCAACGACAUUCAUUAUGAGAAUCAAAAUCAUCCUCUGGUCAUGCCUUGCAAGGUUGGCUUUAUCGAACGCAAAACAUUUGUCACCAAGAACUGGGUUGAACACAAGUACGCACUUACACCAACUGGAUAUCUUCAUGAAUACAGAUCUGAGAAGGACUUCCCAUGCAACCCUGAAAAAUCUAUCUUCAUACCUCAUACUACUGUGAUUGGUAGAGAAGACAAUAUGCACCAUGACUACAUAUUUGAAAUACGUGGCAGAAAUAACUCCAAAGGAAAAUUGAUGAAAACAUUGGAUCGUGACAAGAACUAUAUUCUUCGCACACGUACAGGGGGAGAUAUGCAAGCCUGGAUGGAUUUAUUGACACCCAUGUCUCAUCAAUUCAGACCUUCCGUCCCACACGAACCAGAGCCGUAUCAGCAACCUAUCAACUCUACAAACGUUGAAGUCAUGAGCCGGUCCAAUACCUGGGCGUCGUCUCCAUUGGAUCAACAUGGUGAUACUCUUAGCCGAGCUGAUACUUGGGCAUCCGUACCCGAAGAUCAACUUCGAAUCGAAGACUCGCAUGCCGCUAAUAGAUCGAGUUCAGAACAGGCUGCUGCCGGCAUUUCAAAUAUGGAUAUCAAUGGUCAACAAGCCAAUGUUGUGCCCCAAAAUGCUGGAACUAAUGAUAUGGUAGGACAAAGCCCUACCAGUAUGCAACCAGGAACACAACAGUUCGAUCAAAUGGAUCACGGCGAGAAAACACAAGCAGACGAGCACAACCCGUUCGUUCCACAUCAGCAAGAAUCAAAUAGUAUGGCUCAAAACAACGCAGAGCCGGGGGCUGAUUAUAAGGGUAAGGCCAGUGUAGCUCAGGGUAAAUUACCUGUUAGUCUUUUUGAUCAGGACGAAACACCGAAAACCGAGGUUCAAAGGAACCAGACAAUGCCAGGAACCCUUAUGUUUUAGCGUAUAUUCAUCAGUGCUUACCUCACCCUAAAUAAAUUGUUUUAAAUAAUCAAUCGAA
Umbelopsis ramanniana AG is the source of this 2109-nucleotide messenger RNA. RefSeq lists its product as uncharacterized. Bases 27 to 2051 code for a protein of 674 amino acids. NCBI's taxonomy places the organism in Eukaryota, Fungi, Mucoromycota, Umbelopsidomycetes, Umbelopsidales, Umbelopsidaceae. The record is from RefSeq and is a predicted model, not a curated record. The transcript has 3 exons.